AUUUGGACGCAAAAGGAAUUGUGCUGGCGCAGAGAUCGCGCCGAGGGGCGCAGGUUGACAACACUGGCGCGAUCACGCACGACGACCACCCGCCGCGAACAUGUCGGCUGCUAAAUGCACUUUGACAGUCGACACGCAGGUCGGUCACUGAGAGAAGAGAAACUCCGACGAGAUCUCGAGACUGCGCCUCGGUGUCGCGAUUGCCCCGGAGGAUGCCAUAUGUAAAACAUGAGCUGGUUUGAUGCUACGGGAUUCGCCAAUUUGGCGAAAUCUGCCCUGAAGGGAGCUCAGAAGACCAUUGACAAGGCCUUGGACAUUAAGGAGGAAGAACCGAAGGUCAUUCAAUCACAUGUAGAUGAGACCUCAGACUUCUUUGCGAGCUGGGGAUUACAGAGUGAACAGGAAACUACCAAGCGUGAUAACAAUCCACAGAAACAGCAAAAUUCGAGCAGUAUUUGGGGUAGCUUUACAGGCUCGUUUUUUGAACCUCCGAAAAUCAUAGAUAAUAGCUGGAAGACUGUCAAGCAUUCCAAGUCAUUGCAAAGCGCCGCCGAUCAGGAUGAACAGCAACAGGGCAUGGUAUCUUCUAUUUCCGCGCCUGAAAAAUUGGCGACGAAAGAUUCAAAAUCCACAGUAACGAAAUGUGAAUCUGUACAUAAAGAAGAUGAAGGGGAGUCUAAGAUAAUCAGCGAAUCUGUAAAUACUAAUCGUAACGUGUCUAAAGAAUUUAAUGAUAAAACCACGUCAGAAUCUUGCAUGUUGUCAGGACGAUCGUCUCCAGACAACAUUGUUUCUACUAGUACUGAUAAGAUUGUAGCUAAAAGUGCCAGUUUAGAUUUGGAGCAAGUGUAUUACGCGCCGACGGCGGAGAAUGCCGACAGUGAUUCCACGAGUACUGAUGAAGAUGGAGAUCGAUGCGGCAAUGAAGCAGCAUUGGAUAGCAAUAAUACCAAUCGAACAUCGAGCCCCACUAAUGUGUUUCAUAAAAUACCUAAUGUCUCUUCCGAGAGCGAUAAGAAAAGCUUGGAGAGUGUGGAGAUACUCGGCUCGGAAUCCAACACUGAUUGCACUACCACGCCAGAGUCCGAUCUCAAUUCUGUUACUAACUCGUUAAGUCCCUCCGUCGUCGGUAUCAAGGUGACUUCCGAAUCCGUUGAGAUACUGCCGGAUAGUCUGGUAACGUCGCCAAGUUCCGUGGAGAUCCUGGGAGAUUGGAAGAGCGACAGCAGUCCCUAUUUAUCGCCGAUAGACCCGAAGAAUUCUGAAUCACCUCCCGUUCUUGAUAGGGACGACUGUGCCACUCCAUGCGUAGAUUGUACCGAUAUGCUACAACUGCCGAAUAGAGAUCAACUCACGGAAGUUUCAUCGUCCGACAUCUCCCCGUACGAAUCUCCUAUGGAGGAAAUCAAGACAUUGAAUACCAGUUCGUACAGCGUCGAUAGCACACCAUCACCUAAUGCGUUUUCUAGCUUGGACACAAAAAGUUCGUCACACAUGGCAGAUAGCUCGAAAACUUCGCCCGAGAGCGUCGAGGUCAUACCAGAUAUGGACGAGCCGGAUGAAAUAAGCUUGGCUGAGGAUUCUUACACUUCCGCUUCCGAAGGUACAGUUAUGACGGUACUCGAGUCGUUGCAACAAUUGGACACUGUUAAAAAUAAGAUGGAAUUGGUCGAUGUAAGUGUGAAGAUAUCUAAGAUGCACGAUUCAUGUCCGGAUGAUAGGCAAAUGUCGAUAAAGCCUUGCACGGAGAACAAGUUAAACUUGAGUCUCGAUUCACUAAAGGAGAAACAUAAUCUACAUUUAACACUCGAGCCGAUUACUACACAACCAAUUCGCAAAGUGGACCAUCUAGAGGGAAUGAACGAGAAGCCGGACGUUUCCACUUUUUCCCAGUUAAUGAGUACUACUAUAGAGCCACCAGAUCCAGAUAGUUAUUCUCAAGUCGAAAACGUGGAGGGAACGAAGAUGAUUGAGAGCAAUACCGAUCAAUAUUUAAUAUCUACCGAUUCGAGUAGAGAAGGCACCUUGAUAGAGAGCAGUUCGGAAGAUAACGCGACAUUGAUCUGCACGAAUGAUUCCAAAGUCUUAGACACACCUUUGACCACUAGUUCUUAUGUGAAGACCAUGCUAGCCGAUGCCAUGGUCGAAAAAGGCGAAAUAAUCGAUAUGGAGACUCAUUGUGCGGAAGUCCCACGAGAGAAUUCACCUAUAUCGUCAGAAAGUCGCUCCGAUCUGGUGAAAAUCGGAUCCGAUCAGGCCAGCGGACAUACAAGCGGAGACGAAUUAGAAACUACAACAUCGAGCGAUAUUGAAAUAAUAUCUAGCUCACUAUUUGUCAACAGUCCCAACGGAGAUUCGAGUUCGACUCAGUCGCGACAGAGUCCAGCGAAAUUGCAACUGAGUAAAGGCGGUGAUCUGUUGACGAAAACUUUAAAGACUCGCGGUCAUUCCCGUGAAUUAAGUGAGAUCAGCAUAGGCUCGGAUGAAACGAAUAUGGAGAUCGAAAAGCUAUUGAAACGCGUGCAGGAAAUGACUGACAUUCUGGAAGCGAGAGAAUCAAAGUUAAUCGACGUGAGCAGGAUAAACAUGGAAUUACACGAGCAGAACGCAAAUUUAAUGAAGCAGCUUGAAAAUUUUGAAAAACACGCGGAGCAAAAUCAAAAUAUAAAUCAAAUCACAGAUGAAUAUACGCAACGUUUGUCGGCGUUGGAGAGGAAAUUUCAACAAGCGAUAAGAGAACGUGAUCAAUUGAGGAAAAAUUUAGAUCAGUUGAAAUUAGAAGCGGCAUCGCGUUUAUCAUCGCAGGAGAUGUCUAGCAUAAACGCUGAGAAAGAUGAAAUUAUAAAGGAACUUCGCGAGGAGGGCGAGAAGCUUAGUAAACAACAACUUCAACACAGCAAUAUCAUAAAAAAAUUGCGCGUGAAGGAAAAGGAAACUGAUGCAAUAAUAAAAAGUCAAAAAGAGCAAAUUGAGGAACAAAAUAUGGAACUGGAAAGAUUAAAACGAUCACUGCACGCGAAGGAAGAGGUAGAGCGUAGUCAAAUAGAAGCGGUUCACACGCUGACAGCAAAAACGAAGAAGCAAGAGAAGGAAAUAUUAAUGUUACAAGAAAAAUUAGAUAAUGCUGUGCACAAGAUGGAGGCCUAUAAAAAAAGCUUGGAUGCUGCAAAAAUGGACUUAGCAGAAACGAAGAAAAAAUUGCUAGCAACGGAAGAGGAAUUAAAAGAAGCUGUAGAUAAUGCGGGCGAAUCGUGUCAAUUGUUUGCGCAAGUGGAGGAUUUGAAGUUGAAAUAUCGUCAAGCUGAGGAAGCUCACGUCAAGAGAGAAGAAUUUUUUAAACACGAAAACAACGAGUUACUCAAACGAUUAGAAGCCGCAGAGGCUAGAAGUGAAGAAUUAUCUGAAUCAGUAUCGAUAGCAACGAAACCUCUGUUAAGACAGAUAGAACAGCUUCAAGCAAACUUACAGCAUAAAACUAACAGUUUCAUGAAGCAAGAGAAGGUUUUAUCAGAGAAGAAUAUCGAAUUGCAAUCUAAAAUCGAAAAUUUAACCGAGAUGGAUCGUCUUUUGAGAGAAGAAAAUAUUAAUUUAAAAUCCAAAGAGUCGCAUUUAGAAUCGAAACUCAAUUUAAAAGAGAAAGAAAGAUCGAAAUUGCAAGAAUUGCACGAUACAUUAAAAAAGGAAAAUGAGAUGUUAUUAGAACAAAAUAAAAUACAUCAGGAUGCGAUAAAUACUCUCGAGCAGACACACUCCAGUUAUGUACAGGAAUUGAAGAGAGAGAUAAACGCGUUAGAGAAUAAGUUAGCUGUGGAGAAAGCAGCGACUGAUGCAGAACGGAGGAGAAAUAACGCAAUACUGGAACAGCAGCAGAUUACUGACGACGAAUCACGACGUAGUCCUACUCUCAGUAUAGGACAAGAAUCCGUCAGCAGUGCAAAUAGCAUCUGGCCAAGUUUUAGCGACUCAGUAUUCGAUAAUAAUUCUGGCAGAUUUCCUCCAAUACCAUACGAAAGCAUUAUAGCAGGUUCAAAUAGUACGUCGAUCUUUGAAAACCUACAAGCGCAAUUGAAGCAAAGAGAUGGUGAGAUACAGCAACUCCAGUGGGAAUUGUCUCGACGAAACACAGAGAGGGAUGCGUUGAACUCGGAAUUAGCGACGUUAAGUUUAAAGGUCGAAGAUUUGAAUAAUCAAGUCUCGGCGGCACAGGAACUCAAUGAAAGUCUUAGCGAUAUACAGACCAAAUACGACGCGCUGCUGCAAAUGUACGGAGAGAAGGUUGAAGAGAACGAAGAACUGACUCUAGACCUUCAGGACGUCAAGGAGAUGUACAAAACGCAAAUCGAUCAGCUUUUGGCAAAGAGGCAGAAUUAAUUUUGUCGAAAAACAUUACGGAACGAAAACUUACAUAUAGCCUACGAAUUCUCCACGAAACUUUGAUCACGCAAACGCACUUUUCGGCACGUUCUACUACAUAAUCAUUUUGUAAUCAUUUCUAUAUCUAGCGAAAUCCGGACGAAGUUUUAUAGCUGAUGAUUUUAAUAGUAAUUUGGCGUAGGAGGUGUACAUUUAUAUUAUCUAACGCAACGUAUGCGGAAAUUUGUGAUAAAGGAUUUAGAUGCCGGUAAAAGAUUCUGAAUGAGAUUCUUUCUCUGUGCAAAAAAAUUGUAUAAAAAUAUAUUUAUUUUGAGAAAUUAGAGACCUAAAAAAUAUCGGAGAUAUCAAAACUUAUCAACAAACAAUACAUUAUUUUUCCUCCGCA
Messenger RNA from Pogonomyrmex barbatus (red harvester ant), 4759 nucleotides. RefSeq names its product TATA element modulatory factor (gene Tmf). NCBI's taxonomy places the organism in Eukaryota, Metazoa, Arthropoda, Insecta, Hymenoptera, Formicidae. Gene Ontology annotation, cellular component: endoplasmic reticulum; Golgi apparatus. The record is from RefSeq and is a predicted model, not a curated record.